Giardia duodenalis is the source of this 1218-nucleotide messenger RNA. RefSeq lists its product as uncharacterized. The coding region runs from base 1 to 1218 and encodes 405 amino acids. The record is from RefSeq and is a predicted model, not a curated record. The transcript has a single exon. NCBI's taxonomy places the organism in Eukaryota, Fornicata, Diplomonadida, Hexamitidae.
AUGUUGGCCUCUCAACAAGCAGAGAACUGUCUAGGCAUUAGAUUGGUGUGGGACAUCAUCCAGGAAAAGACAACCCCCGCCGAUCGGGACUUCGCCCUUCACGCGGUAGGAAAAGAUCUGGUGGAGCGUAAUGCAGAUGUCUACCAUGAAGCGCUGACCAAUGCUGAAAUACUAUGUGACAUGUUUGCCAACGUGGUCACUGCCUCCGAUUCUGCUAGUACCUUGAUCCAGACAAUGGGUCUCUAUCCCCACUUCGGCGAGCAUGAGGCAUUGCUUAAAGAGGUCGUUGACUUGCUGAAACAGUCUGGGCCAGAGAAAAGGGCUCUAGUGUCGAGGUCAAAGAGUCAAGCACGACGUCUUAACGAGGUAGCAGAAGCAUAUCACAAGCAAGAGAAGUUUAAAGCAUCCAAGGUUGUCCAACGCAUCCUCUCCUCGAAAACCGUUAAAACACUGGCCGGCCAGGCGGAUGCUAAACAUAUCAGCUAUGUCAGCGACUCUCUCUUUGCUACCUCGGCACCUAGUACGGUUGGAGAUACACCUUCCACAUUACAUGCAUACACGUCGCAUUUACCGUCUCUCGAGGAAGCAGCUCCAGCCCUCAAUCCAAUCCCUUCUUCUCCAGUACAAGUAGUGCCACAGGUGCAUACUCUUAUGAAGGAUAGUGGUAAUGAUAACAGUGAUGGUAGUGAUGAAGAUGAAGGUGACGUAGACUUUUACGCUAUUGAUAGCCCGCCGACUAGAGAUCAAUCCGGGACAGGUCCAGAAAAACAGCCAGAGCCUGAAGAGCAGGUGGUAGAUCCACCCAUCUAUGAUGCCAGUACAUUGCGUGAGCUGAAAUUAACGGCGUCAGACUAUACUGGCGAAUUCAUCAUCAGAGUCAGAAGUAUGCUAGAGAUUGAGUACAACUAUUUACUCAAGAAAGUGGAAAAGAUACAGAACACCAUAACCAAUACAGCCAAGGUUAGCGAGGUUGCACUUGCCAUUUCGCAAGAGCUCGUGGAGUCAGCUAAGAGCCUAACAGAAGCAGAUCUUAUUAGACUCCGGGGCAUUGUAGCACACCAAGCCUAUGAUCAGGACACAGGUGGGAAAAGCGCUAAGCCGCCAUUGCUGCAAGAAAAUAGGUCUAAACAACUGCUUGCCUCUCCUACUCAUAGCAUGACAACGCCCUUAGCUGGGUCCAUGUCUACGCUCAAGUGUCUCCCUAAGAUAGGCAAGUGA